Messenger RNA from Oncorhynchus keta (chum salmon), 5687 nucleotides. It is a transcript of the gene nmur1a, whose product is annotated as neuromedin U receptor 1a. Gene Ontology annotation, biological process: G protein-coupled receptor signaling pathway. Gene Ontology annotation, molecular function: neuromedin U receptor activity. Bases 151 to 1404 code for a protein of 417 amino acids. The transcript is spliced from 3 exons. Gene Ontology annotation, cellular component: plasma membrane. The record is from RefSeq and is a predicted model, not a curated record. NCBI's taxonomy places the organism in Eukaryota, Metazoa, Chordata, Actinopteri, Salmoniformes, Salmonidae.
CUUAAAACCAACUGACCAGCGAAAUUUCACUCUGUAGGAAAUGACUGAAUAAGAGCUGUAGAGUCAUUACUUAAGAAGAUACUUGUGUGACAUCAUAGGAAUAUAAGGUGGGAAAAGCAGAAAAAUUAGAAGGCUCCGUAUCCCAACACGAUGACAUCCAGGUACAACUGCUCCUCCGCUGACAGCUGGGACUGCCCACAGGAGGGGAUGUGUGGCAACCUGACCUCUAACCUGAACGGCAGCGCGGGGCUGGUAGUAGAUGCAUGCCUGACACAGGAGGAGUAUCUAGAGAAGUACCUGGGCCCUCUGCGCUCCUCUGUCUUCCUCCCCAUCUGCCUCACCUACCUGCUCAUCUUCCUGGUGGGCGCGUUUGGCAACUUGCUAACCUGCAUCGUCAUCGCUCGCAACAAGGUUAUGCGCACGCCCACCAACUACUACCUGUUCAGCCUCGCAGUGUCUGACCUGCUGGUGCUGCUGCUGGGCAUGCCACUGGAGCUCUACGAGAUGUGGCAGAACUACCCAUUCCUCCUGGGCAAGGGCGGCUGCUACUUUAAGACUUUCCUGUUCGAGACGGUCUGCUUCGCCUCCAUCCUCAAUGUGACAGCGCUCAGCGUGGAGCGCUACAUCGCUGUGGUGCACCCUCUACGCGCCAAGUACGUGGUGACGCACACGCAUGCCAAACGGGUCAUUAUGACCGUGUGGGGGAUCUCGGUGCUAUGUGCCGUGCCCAACACCAGCCUGCACGGCAUCUUUACCCUGCAGUCGGCAGAAGGGGACACCACCAGGAAGGAGAUCCCAGAGUCGGCCAUCUGUACACUGGUCAAGCCCCGCUGGAUGUACAACUUGACCAUCCAAGUGACCACCCUGCUUUUCUUCAUGCUUCCCAUGCUGACCAUCAGCGCUCUCUACCUGCUCAUCGGCCUGCAGCUCAAACGUGAGAAGAUGCUCCAGGUGAUGGAGGCUGAGACAAGCCGCAACAGCUACUGCAACGUCCGCAGCCAGCAGCAGAAAGCCCGGAGACGCCAGGUCACCAAGAUGCUGUUUGUUCUGGUGGUGGUUUUUGGAAUCUGUUGGGCUCCGUUCCACACCGACAGACUCAUGUGGAGCUUCAUCGACGAGUGGACCAGCAUCCAGCUGGAGGUGUACAAGUAUGUCCACGUGGUCUCUGGCGUCUUCUUCUACCUCAGCUCGGCCGUCAACCCGAUCCUCUACAACCUCAUGUCCACCCGCUUCCGAGAGAUGUUCAAGGAAGUGAUGUGUCAUCGGCCACGGCACCCCGUGCCCAGGAAGCAGUCACUCAGUGUUACCCGGGUAACACUCCGCAGCAUUCUCAGUGAGGCCACGCCCAUUAAUGGCAUUGCGGGCCUACACGAAGACAAGGAGCAUGAGACCACCUUUCCUUGAAAGGACUUCCUAGCAGAGGAUAAUUAAUACACUAAACUGAUCAGAUGAAUGAUUGAGAUGUAUUGUUAUAAGGGAUUUUAAGGAUCUAAGGAUGUGCUUAUCCAGUCUGUUAUUGCAAGCUUUGGUCACCAUACCACAGUAGACUUCUCCUGUCACUAAACUGAUCAGAUGAAUGAUUGAGAUGUAAUUGUUAUAAGGGAUUUUAAGGAUCUAAGGAUGUGCUUAUCCAGUCUGUUAUUGCAAGCUUUGGUCACCAUACCACAGUAGACGUCUCCUGUCACUAAACUCCCUAAACACAAGAAAACAAAACACAUUAAAACCUGAUGCUUUGACACAUUAUUUGAGCGAUUCUAUGAAAAAAACAAAUAUCUCAGGAGAUACAGACAAAUCCAUAAUUCUCAUCGAGAAGACCUGGUAGAUUCUGCAUCACUGCGUUUGCAUUUCAUGUUCAACAGCACAAAACUUUUGAAAAUCUGGUCUCACGAGAGAGAUGACUUAAAGCUGCCUUUUCCUUACAUCCUUACAGCUCAGAUUGAAAACAGGCCGAGAUGCCCUGUCAAAAGCUCCUUCAAAGACGAUGUCCAACGUGGUUGUUUGACGAAUGUAUAAUAGUUCUCAAAUCACUGAGUGAUUUACAAAACGGUGCAAAGGAUUUUGCAGUGCGUACUAAAUAGAACUUGAGAUGAGCAGCUUCAAAAUCAAAUGCCAUUUGUCACGUGCGUCUAAUACAACAGGUGUUAUAGUGAAACGUAACAUCUACACCUGCUUUCUGAGCAUAAUAAUACAUAUCUGGGUAUUAAAAAAGUGAACCUGGACUACAGUAAAAAACAACAAAAAAAGCUUCAAAAUAGAUGUAGCUGCACCGUCAACUGCAUAUUUUCAGAAAUGUAUGUCAUUGCAUGAGUCGUUGGAUAUUGCUAAUGAACUUGACGCCUCCAUUCAGGAGAGUUUGUCACAUUAUUAACAGAGGUAUCCUGCUGCAGAUUGGCAUUUUUGGAAAAAAAAAUAGCUUUUAAAAUUCCCCAGACACUGUAUGUGUCCAUCAACAAUCUGGUGAAUGAUCUCUGAUGAUCUCUGAUGAUCUCUGAUGAUCUGUUUCACUAAUGUAAAACGUACAAAUAUGAGCGUGACUAUGUACAAAAACAAUGUAUAGAUUCACAGUAGAUAAACACAUAUUUAACAAUUCGAUGUAUUCAUAAAAAAUUAAAAUAAAUGUAAAAACACCAGGAGCAUUUGAAUCUGAUCAAGGACUGAUUUAGACCUGGGACACUAGGUGGGUGCAACUAAUAAUUAGUAAGUAAUAGCCUUGCACGAGCCUUGGCUUGUGAGAGCCUGAACGGUUCAUAAUUAUCAGGUAGAACAGAAAACCAGCAGAACUCCACACCUCCUGGAUCGGAUCUAAAUACCACUGGUCUAAACUGAUGAAAAAGCGACACUGUCUGGAACCUCCAAAACGAUGGAGAAUAAUUAGGAAGUAAGAGCACUGACAUAAUGUGAAUGGGGAAAGGUAAUCUUUACAGCCCAGGGUAUUUGGCUUCAUGAAAUAAAGGACCUUGUGCUAAUUCCAAAAUCAAACUGAAUUUUUUAAAACUUUUUUUUUAACCUUCAUAACUAUUUACUUGUAUUAUUUUGGCCUUUACAUGUUGGACAUUUAAGCAGACACUCUUAUCCAGCAUGAUUUAAGUCAGUGCAUUGACUUAUGACUUUGACUUGACCUUUAUCUGAAACUAUUAAAUCCAAGUCAUAACUCUUAAAGGUAUUUUGUUAAGGAAGUCCUUUAUCUACUUUCCCAGAGUCAGACGAACUCAUGGAUACAAUGUUUAUGUCUCUGCAUCCAGUGUGAAGGAAGUUAGAGGUUUUGCUUUGCGAGCCAAUGAUAACUAGCAUUAGCACAAUGAGAGGAAGUCUAUGGUACAGCAAGCUAGCAGUUACCAUAGACUUCCAGUCAUUGUUCCAACGCUAGUUAGCAGUUGCGCUAAUGCUAGUUAGCAAUUGUAUCCCUUUAAGAGUUUAAGCUUCAGAUUAAUACUAAGCUUCUUUCCAGUCAAGUCAGUGUGUUGUUGUGAUUCUGGACGGCCAGAUGACAAGAAAGUGGGGACUCGUAGGUCGUUUCAGCUAGUUUUAUCUUGUUCUUGAUACCAUGUCUUGUUUUGAGUUGUUUUGACUGAUGUCACUUCUAUGCUAACGUUGCAAAAAAAAAAAAAUAGCUAGCUGGCUGACCAACAACUGUAACAGUGUAUUUCAGAGGCAACAAGUGCUCAUUGUGCAACUUAAAUAUUGGAGACAAAAUAUAGUUUACACGUUGUCAACAAUCUAAGCCAACCCUGUCUGUUUUGCCCCAUCGAUGCACACAUGUUGUUUUUUGUUACUAAACAAUUAAUCUUUCUAUUAAGGAGUAGACUACUCCACUAAAGUCAUGUAUUCAUUUACCUUUAUUUAACUAGGCAACUUAGUUAAGAGCAAAUUCUUAUUUACAAAGACAGCCCAGGAACAGUGGGUUAACUGCCUUGUUCAGGUGCAGAACGAUAGACUUUUACCUUGUCAGCUCGGGGAUUCGAUCUUGCAACCUUUCAUCUACUAGUCCAAGGCUCUAACCACUACCUGCCACCCCUGAAUGUAUACAUUUUUACAGUAUAAGAUGUACAGGAUAGCAAAUGACAAGAAACGGGUAUUGAUUUUCUGAGAGUGUACACUGCCGAAUGGGUGCUUUAUAAAAAAAUGUUUUUUUAAUUUUACCUUUAUUUAACCAGGCAAGUCAGUUAAGAACACAUUAUUAUUUUCAAUGACGGCCUGGGAACAGUGGGUUAACUGCCUGUUCAGGGGCAGAACGACAGAUUUGUACCUUCUCAGCUCAGGGGUUUGAACUCGCAACCUUCCGGUUACUAGUCCAACGCUCUAACCACUAGGCUACGCUGCCGCUUCAGCAAAGCUGUGAAAAAAACUGGCCUUCUGAAGAUGUGCACUGAAGUCCUAUGGGGAAAACAUCAAAUCUUCUGAAUGCAAUUUCACCAAACAAACCUUUUAUCGAGGUUGGCCUCAUUGAACUGUCAUUCCAGUAGCUGCUAGUUUCCAUCUACUCUUGGAGGUGGUGUGUGUGAGCCAGGAAUGUGUAAAUCUGUCAGUCCUUCUGCAAGGAGCUGUCGUACCACCUCGUGUUCUCAUCCAUCAUCGCCCGAGCGACAACACCUGUGUCAGGCACAGUAAAUGACCAUUUCGCUGCUCUGACAAAACAUGGACUGUACAUGCAAACAGGCAGUUACAGCUAACAAACUGAUUCAUCCCUCCGACCACACUAUCUGAUUGGGGGGGGGUACAUUUUCACAAACCAAAGGAGAGGGACCAUCUGGUCAACAGUGGGUACAGACUGAUAAACAAUCUUGUACAGACUCUCACUGUUUGAGAUUUUGACUGAAUGCAACUGCAUGAUUCUAUCUCUUUGCUUCUUUUUCUUGUAAAUGUAUACCUGUGUGAUAGCCUCAGUGUAGAAGAGUUUCCCGGGGGGGGGACUACUCUCCAGUGAGGCGGACAUUUGUGCUGUAGUGCCAUUACUGUAUAAAGCUGCAAGAGAGGAAUAUUGUACAUUGGAAAACAAUGGGUGCAUUUUUUUUUAAAUGCUUGAAUUUUUACCGGUACCUAAAAUAUUCUACUGCUUGAGCACCUGUUCCUCUUAUAAAAUAUUAGCUCAAAAGUAUUGUAGAGCGCCUGCACCUAAAUAUAAAAAGUACCGGCUUCCAAAAUCAGUACCGGAAUCUGUUUCAGUCCAAGACAUGCACUGUACUGAGUUAUUGUGUUUCAACAGGGUAUUUAAUGAGGACAAAAAGGAAUUGAUUUAUUCUUGCUUGAAAUAAGCAUUGUGCUUCUGUUUUGCUUAUUAAAUAUGUAACGGAAAACUGGAACAUGUCGUGGAAAAGCUAUACCAAAACAGGUUACGCCAAAUAAAAUCUAAACUCAUACAAUGUAAUGUCACAUUUGUAAAAUGAGUUCUGUGUGGGAAUGCAUUAUAUAUACAUUAUAUAAGUGAUGUUGACCUAGUGGUAACGUCAGCAAUUUCUGAGAACACAUCCCCUCAAACAAUAGUCAUUACGUUAACUGUCAGUGAAAUCGAUACCUGCAUUGACACAGUUUUGUUCAAUAGUUGUUUUGGUUAUGUUCAAACUAGUCUACAAAUAAUGUGUGGGUUGAUUUCAACUGGAUUAUUGUGUGCAAGUGACAGAGGUUAUUACCAACCAUAAAGCAACACAACUUUAUUUUAAAAGUAUGGUAUUUUUCUGUCUGGUAAAUAA